AUGAGCCAAAGGUCACACGAGAUGGACGAACCUUUGAUACCUCUUCGCAAGACACAGUCUUCCAAGGGCUCCUCCAGUGGGUCGUCUUUCCUCAAACGCAUUAGCGCAGCAGCAGGUAUUGCGUUCAUGGAUGAGCUGGGACACCAAGACAAUGUCCUUGGGAACAUGCUAUUCAGCAGUGAAAUGCUGGAAGAGCUUGUAUCUGAUAAAAACAAGGCUCGAAUCGACGAACUGGGUGGCGUUAAGGCCCUCGCCAGAGGUCUGGGAUCAAGUCUCAAGCAAGGCCUCACUGGCUCUGAUGACAUACAACGCAAAUUGAAGUAUGGUGCAAACAAGGUGGAAAGGCCUCCUCCACCUACAUACAUCGGCCUCUUCUUGGAAGCUAUGCAGGAUACUACUGUCAUCAUCUUGCUGGUUGCUGCAGCCGUCAGCAUCUCUUUGGGAGUGCUCGUGUGCGUUGCUGAUCUUGGGGCAUCCUGCCCGCGCAAACCCAUUUGGGGUGGACCUGUGGAUCUUUCCAGAGAAGAUUUCUCAGACAGAGCUUGUUCAAGUUGGCUUGACGGAGCAGCCAUUAUCAUCGCAUGCUUGAUUGUAGGAAACAUCACUGCUUGGAACGAGAUGGCCAAGGAAAAACAAUUUCGAGCCCUUCAAGCACAGCAAGAUGACUGUGAUGUUACUGUGAAGCGAAAUGGAAUUGAGGUUGAUCAAGACACGAUAUCUCGCAAAAUGAAGGUUCCAGCAGAUGGCGUGUUUGUGAAGGGAAAUGAUUGCAAGGUUGAUGAGUCGUCAAUGACUGGCGAAUCAGAUGAAGUUGCGAAGAACGAAGAUCAUCCAUUCAUUCUCUCCGGAACCAUUGUUACAAGUGGCGAUUGCUGGUUCUUAGUCGUUGCAGUGGGAUAUCGUUCAGAAUGGGGGAAAAUCCUUUCAGAACUCACCACUGAACGGGAUGAAACACCAUUGCAAGAGAAAUUGACUGUCCUGGCAGAGGAUAUUGGUAAGAUGGGCACAUUAGUGGCAAUUUUGUGUUUUCUUGCCCAGUUGGUCAUAUGGUUUAUCGAUUUGGGAAGAGAGACUUGCUUCUAUCCCGAUGAUGCUGGAAAUCCCUCUCCUCGAGAGAAUUGCCAAUUGGGUUAUCCCGGCCUCAAUGACAAAAUUCAAUGUGUCAAUACAGUAGUUGGGAAAUAUCGAUGCUUCUGGAUGACUUCGUUUCAAAACUGGAAUUUCGUCAAACUGAAAGAUCUUGUUAGCUUUUUCAUCGAUUCAGUUACCAUCAUAGUGGUCGCAGUGCCUGAAGGGCUACCACUUGCAGUUACCAUUGCACUUGCGUACUCAGUGAAGAAGAUGCAAAGGGACAAGAAUCUGGUGAGAGUGAUGGCCGCUUGCGAAACAAUGGGAGGUUGUACCAAUAUCUGCUCGGACAAGACAGGGACGUUGACACAGAAUCAAAUGACUGUGACCGAUGGGUACUUCGCUGGAUGGGCAAGUGAAGGCGACUUGCCCAAUCCAGCUGGACCUGGCCCGGCAUUGUCAACCAACGCAGUCAGCAUUAUUGCUGAGUCGAUCGCCUGUAACUCGAAGGCAAACAUUGGAAUUGAUGGCAAACGUGGUAACCCGACAAUCAUCGGCAACAAAACAGAAGGAGCACUUCUUUUUUUCCUUCGCACUCUUGGAUUAGAUUAUCGUUCAAUCAGAGAUAAGUAUCCUGUUGUUCGUUCUUAUCCGUUUUCAUCUUUGAAGAAAAGAAUGAGCACGAUCGUCCAGAAUGGUGAAAAAAAGAGGCUAUUCACGAAGGGUGCAUCAGAAGUUAUGUUGCAAAUUUGUGACAAGUAUGUCGAUCAUGAUGGAGUUGUAAAGCCAUUUCCGGAUGAGCUUCGGGGACGAGUAAUGCAAUAUAUUUCAAAGAUGGCUUCACAGGGAUUGAGAACCUUAACAUGCGCAUAUAGAGAGCUUGCUGAAAAUGAAGCGAUACCAACAUAUGCAGAGGGUUCGGACGCGUUGGAAAAGGAGCUGGUUUGCGUAUGUAUCUGCGGAAUCAAAGAUCCACUUAGGAAGGAAGUAACGGAUGCUGUGAAGAAAUGUCGACGAGCUGGUAUCGUCGUGAGAAUGUGCACUGGCGAUAGUUUGCUCACUGCAAAGAACAUUGCCAAGGAAUGUGGAAUCCUGACGAUGGAAGGGACUGCCAUGGAAGGGCCCAUGUUCCGUAGGCUUUCUCCAGAGGUACAACGAGAAGCUCUUCAAGUGAAAGAACUUCCCAACGGCGAAAUCCAAACCCUUCAGGUUUUGGCGCGAUGCAGUCCUCAGGAUAAAUUCACUCUUGUGCAAAGGUUGAAGGAGAUGGGAGAGGUCGUUGCUGUCACAGGAGAUGGCACCAAUGAUGCUCCAGCUCUCAAGGAAGCGGAUGUCGGCCUGUCCAUGGGAAUCUCGGGAACGGCUGUUGCGCAAGAGGCUUCCGAUAUAGUAAUCAUGGACGACAAUUUCUCAUCCAUCGAGAAGGUAGUGCACGAUCAUUUCUACUUCUAUUCAUGUGACAAGGUGAAUGUCGUCGCCCUUGGAAUCUGUAUGGUCGGCGCUGUGACUGGUUUUGGCACUCCUUUGAAGCCAGUUCAGCUCUUGUGGGUGAAUUUGAUCAUGGACACAUUCGGAGCACUAGCAUUGGCAACAGAAGAACCAACCCCAGAUCUACUUGACAGAAAGCCAUAUGGAAGGAACGACAAACUGCUCAACUCGUACAUGUGGCGAAAUAUCACAGUUCAGUCCAUCUUUCAACUGGUCAUUCAGCUUUCAUUGCUUUGGGCUGGAGCUUCUUUCUUGGUAGAUUGCACCAACGAUUCCAAGGUGCCUGGAUGUGUUCCGCUGUUGCCCAAUGGACAAGGAAAGAACACGAACGGAAAUUACAGAGAUACUGUGAUCUACAACUCGUUUGUUUGGAUGCAGCUUUUUAACGAAAUUAACUGCCGCCGGAUUUACAACGAGCUCAAUAUGAUUGAUGGAGUUCUGAAGAAUCCUAUUUUUGUUGGAAUCUGGACUUUCUGCGCCAUUGUCCAGGUCUUGUCUGUCAACUAUGGAGGACAAGUUUUCCGAACAGUUCCAAUUGACGUAUAUGAUUGGGUUCUGUGCCUUGCCAUUGGUUCCGUUUCGCUUGUCCUCGGUGUAUUUCAGCGAUUCCUUCCUGCUUCUCUCUUCGAUUUCAGCCGCGCUCAAUCCUCAGAAUCUUCCAAGCAGACACCCAGCUCUGUGCAUGACAUGGACGAAGGAUUGUAA
Molecule: messenger RNA, 3261 nt
Organism: Guillardia theta CCMP2712
Lineage: Eukaryota; Cryptophyceae; Pyrenomonadales; Geminigeraceae
Exons: 27
Coding region: 1-3261 (1086 amino acids)
Biological process (GO): calcium ion transmembrane transport
Cellular component (GO): intracellular membrane-bounded organelle; membrane
Molecular function (GO): P-type calcium transporter activity; ATP binding; ATP hydrolysis activity
Source: RefSeq, a predicted model, not a curated record